AUGACAACUUCUUCAAGUUCGACUACGAGUGCUUCAACAACAACAACUACUACAACUGUAACAACUACGUCAACUUCAACGUCAACGACUACUACAACUACAACAACAACCACUACAAAAACUACAUCGACUUCAACAUCAACGACUACAGUAACAACAACAACAACGACCAUGUCUACAUCCACUUCAACGUCUGCAAGUAUUACUACAUCUACGACGACUACUACUGGAAAGGAUGCAUGUUCUCAUUAUCUAUGGAAUCAAACAGGUGUUGUAGUUGCAGGCACGGGCGCAAGCGGUUCGACUUCUAAUCAGUUUGCGACUACUGAGUGUUUAGUUAUCGAUGCAAACAAAACACUUUAUGUAUGUGAUCAUCAUAACCAUCGUAUUCAGAAAUGGCUUCUGAAUGCAACAAAUGGGAGUACAGUAGCUGGUACUAGCGCAGCCACUGGUGCGAGCGAUAUUGGUGACCCUCAAUAUCUAGUUAUGGACAGAGAUGGAUAUUUGUAUAUUACUGGACACGUGUAUGAUACUGUUUUACGAAUUUCUCCCAUUACAUUUGUUGCUACAGUAGUUGCUGGGACUAGUAGUUCAGGAUCAGCAUAUAAUCAGCUUGAUACACCAACUGAUAUGCUUCUCGAUGAUUAUUUAAAUCUUUACGUCGUUGAUUCAAACAAUAAACGAUUAAUGAAAUGGCCACAGAAUUCGACAACCGGGAUUGUUGUCAUUAGUAAUCUGAAUAGUAAUAUGAUUGUUGGAAUUCAAUUUGCCUCUAACUCAAAAAAUGAGUUUUAUUUAAGCGAUGAAAGAAACAAUCGUGUAUAUUUGUGGGAAGCCGGUGCAUCAACUGCGAAUAUAACUCUUAAUCAAGUUAAUAGUACUACUAUUGGUACUCUAACAGGACCGCACGGAAUCACUACAGACUCAGAUUAUAAUUUGUAUGUUGCUGAUAGUGGAAAUAAUAGAGUAGUUUUGUAUUGUGCUAAUUCACGCAUUGGUAUUCCUGUGGUUGGAGAAAGUGGCACUACACCCGCGCCCAUCAAACCAAUGGACGUCGCAUUUGACUCGGAUUUCAACUUAUAUGUGGCUCUUUAUGACAAUAAAAUAGUAAAAUAUGCGCGACUCUAA
Molecule: messenger RNA, 1128 nt
Organism: Rotaria sp. Silwood1
Lineage: Eukaryota; Metazoa; Rotifera; Eurotatoria; Philodinida; Philodinidae
Source: the annotation of a GenBank genome assembly